AUGUGGAUGCAUUGUUUUCCGUGUCUGAUUUUUGUUGUCUUUGGAAUUAUUUACUAUUUAUUACCAUUGUUUUAUUUUUUUUUCUCUCUUGAAAAGGGUUUGGGCAGCAGGAUGACAACGGCGCUGACGAGCAGCAAUCGAAGCAACAUCCCAGCGGUUUGCCGCAUUAGAGGCCGCGGGACGGCAAUACUUGUUUCGCCAGGUAUUUUGCUAACAUCCCGACAUGUCGUGAGCUCCCCGGAGGUUGCCGCCCAGCUGACCGCCGUUUUCUUUGAGGGUUCCAAGAAAAAAACAGUGGAAGUGAAACUAUUACCGCAAAAACUUUUUUUUGCAGCUUUCUAUCCAGCCUACAUGGACUACUGUCUUGUGGCAUGCGAGGAGUACGGUAUAUUUAAUGUCACACCAGUGAGCCUUCCGCUGACCCAAAAUGAUUGGUCCCCUGUGAGGGAGGGCGACAUCAUUCUUGUGGUGCAGCAUCCCACAUGUAAAGACGAUGAUGGAGAGGCUGAAACAAACACAGGCGACUCCGAUGACGGUGAGGAUCCCCCAUCUGUAGAAAUAAAACGAUUUGAGGAGGUGCUGCGAUGUAGGAAUGAUUUGUAUUAUUUGAAGGCCAACGGGAAUUUAAGAACGGCAGGUUGUCCUGCAUUCAACGACUGUGGCCAACUGAUCGGUAUGCAGUCACAGUUGCGCUCUGAAGGAGGAGGCGUUGUGAACCGAGUGGUCUCCAUUGCCUCCAUCGUGAAACACCUUUUUGCAAACAAACAGUUGCAGCGCAUUCAACAAAAAAGCGUAUUUGACGAUGUAUGGAAUACAUGGUACGUCAAGGAUGACAUUUCACGAAUUUUGCUAAUACUAGAGAAUUUUUCAGAUUGCGAGAUUGCCCGUGCCACAGCAGAAAAACUUUGUGAACACACAUGUUUCCCAAAUCUUAUUGAGAGUAUUGUGGCAUCCGGCGGGGUGGAAUGGAUUCUUUCCAGUCUACAUCAAUUUAAGGAGGAUAUGGCGAUGGUUUGCACAUGUAUCCGUGCAAUGUGGAAUGUCAGUUUUGGGGAAACAAAUGCGCAGCGAUUGCUUGUAGACGGGGGUGGUGUCGAGCUUGUUCUUGACUCCAUGGAGAGAUACCCCGAGAGUGAAGAAAUUGCCGAGUUCUCAGUCGUCCUCCUCCAUAAUCUCUCUACAGGAAGCUGCAGGCCGGACUUUACUGGACCCCUUGGCCACCGAGCACUGUUGCUCGUACACGCCGCCCUGCAGCGCUUUAAGGAGACAAUUGUCCUCCAAAAGUUUGGUUUCAGCUUUUUUACCACCCUCCUUUAUGUUGAUGUUGAAUACGCCGAAACGCUUGUGAAGUUGAAUAUCGUGGAGCACACCGUUUAUCUGGCGGAGCGGAAGCAGGACCAAGUCUUUCUCAUGGAGGCCCUCAUGAAUUUCGUUGGGGAGUUGGCGCAGCACAGGAAGGCAAUCGACCUCUGUUUUGUGGCUGGCGGACUUGCGUCCAGUGCUGGGCAACACGUCCUUGAAGUUCUCACGUCCCUCCUCAUUGACAUUAUGUUCAAGUAUCAGGAGAUGGAUACCAUUUUGUUGCAAGGGAACCGCGCACUGUGGGGAAUUGGAAACGACCUGUCAUGCCGAGCAAUGAUUUUGCAAAACCCAAGGAGCUACGAGGCUUUAAGACUCUCUCUGGCGGCACUGAUGGCGAGGGCAAGGGUGACGUAG
Messenger RNA from Trypanosoma cruzi, 1716 nucleotides. RefSeq lists its product as uncharacterized. The coding region runs from base 1 to 1716 and encodes 571 amino acids. The transcript has a single exon. Lineage: Eukaryota; Euglenozoa; Kinetoplastea; Trypanosomatida; Trypanosomatidae. The record is from RefSeq and is a predicted model, not a curated record.